This is a messenger RNA of Heterobilharzia americana, 309 nucleotides long. Lineage: Eukaryota; Metazoa; Platyhelminthes; Trematoda; Strigeidida; Schistosomatidae. The record is from the annotation of a GenBank genome assembly.
AUGUUCACAGUAAGCAAACUGUGUCUAAUUAUUCUAGCAACACUUUACCUAUCAUUACCUUGGAUAACACGUGUUUGUAAUUCCCUGCCAACAACAAAUACCAAUGAACAGAAUGUUUUAUACCGUUUUCUACCACAUCACAUAGGAGUAGAAAGAGUAUUCAUCCCUGAUGAAGUUCUUCCUUCAUCUCAAAAUGAUGCAUACACAAGUUCGAUGUACUUACCUAAAAGAUCUGCCUAUAUGGAUUUACCCUGGGGUAAACGAGCUUUCCAAAAACGUGCUGCCUACAUUGACUUACCAUGGGGUUAA